Molecule: messenger RNA, 1860 nt
Organism: Cyprinodon tularosa
Lineage: Eukaryota; Metazoa; Chordata; Actinopteri; Cyprinodontiformes; Cyprinodontidae
Exons: 10
Coding region: 89-1618 (509 amino acids)
Source: RefSeq, a predicted model, not a curated record
ACAUGAAUGCCCCAAGCUGCAUUACCACAUCACACCACAAGAUGGAGACACAACAGUCACCUGCAAUGCCUCUAAUGUUGUCAGUGAGAUGUCAGCAUCAGAAACAUUGAGGUGUAGAAACACUGACAGCCUCUCUAACAAAGAUGUGGAGGCUUCAGGAGGAAAACAAGUCAUUGAUAGAAAAGUUGGAGACUCAGUGGAGCUUUCAUCAAAUUUACCAACUGAAGGAGUCAGCAGUGCAUCAUGGAAAUAUGGAAACUCAGUAGUUGCAUAUCAUGAUUCAGGUGUUACUGCAAACAAUCCAUUUCGGGGCAGAGUGGAGUUCAAUGAUGUGAGCUUUAGUUUAACAGUGAGAGAACUGACCCUUCAAGAUUCUGGAGAUUUCAGUUUCCUCUCAGAGGCCAAUGGCCAACAAAGACCUACAGUCAUCAUCACUCUGCAGGUUCAUGAGCCAAUAUCUACGAAGCCCAAACUGGUUUAUAACAUCAGUGAGCCUGACUUAACUGGAUCCUGCACAGUUUAUCUGGAAUGCAGAGCAGCUCCUCACAGAAACAUCAGCUACAUCCUGACUGUAGGAAACCAACCACAUGAAGGCCCCAAGCUGCAUUACCACAUCACACCACAAGAUGGAGACACAACAGUCACCUGCAAUGCCUCUAAUGCUGUCAGUGAGAUGUCAGCAUCAGAAACAUUGAGGUGUAGAAACACUGACAGCCUCUCUAACAAAGAUGUGGAGGCUUCAGGAGGAAAACAAGUCAUUGAUAGAAAAGUUGGAGACUCAGUGGAGCUUUCAUCCAAUUUACCAACUGAAGGAGUCAGCAGUGCAAGAUGGAGACAUGGAAACUCAGUAGUUGCAGUUCAAGGUUCAGGUGUUACUGCAAACAAUCCAUUUCUGGACAGAGUGGAGUUCAAUGAUGUGAGCUUUAGUUUAACAGUGAGAGAACUGACCCUUCAAGAUUCUGGAGAUUUCAGUUUCCUCUCAGAGGCCAAUGGCCAACAAAGAUCUACAGUCAUCAUCACUCUGCAGGUUCAUGAGCCAAUAUCUACGAAGCCCAAACUGGUUUAUAACAUCAGUGAGCCUGACUUAAAUGGAUCCUGCACAGUUUAUCUGGAAUGCAGAGCAGCUCCUCACAGAAACACCAACUACAUCCUGACUGUAGGAAACCAAACACAUGAAGGCCCCAAGCUGCAUUACCACAUCACACCACAAGAUGGAGACACAACAGUCACCUGCAAUGCCUCUAAUGCUGUCAGUGAGAUGUCAGCAUCAGAAACAUUGAGGUGUAGAAACACUGACAGCCUCUCUAACAAAGGUCCUGGCUCUUCUAGCAUCAUCAUGUGGCUUACACUAUUUUUCGGAGUUCUCGUUAUUCUAUUCUUGGUCUGGCUGCUUCACUUCACAAAUUCAAAGGAAGUAUGUUUUAAGCUCAAACAUCCUGCAGCAGUCGACCAGGAUGAGAGUCAGCAGCAUCCCCACUCCUCACCUGCUGCUGAUGAUGCUUCAGAGUAUGAACCCAUGAGAGGCUCUACAGAUGCUGAACAAGGGGAACCUUCAGCAGAAUACGUCCUUCCUCAACAAGCUUCUAUCAAGGAUCAGGACAAGGUUGAUGAGAACUAAUAGACAAGAAGGUCAUCUUCGUGCAACUGAUUCUGAGAAGUGAUUAAAGGAAAAUAUAUUGUGAGCUUCUCCUGCAUUUAGCUUUUAGCUUCAUGAGGAUUUUUUUCUAUUUUAUUUACUGUUUAAUCAAAUCAGGAGCAAAUUCAGGAGUUUAUACCUAUUUGCAUAUUUAAUCUCUUCAUUAGGAAAACUUUUAUGUUAUAUUACAGUAUUUUUUACAUAUUACUGUAGGCAAUGCAUGU